Messenger RNA from Hemiscyllium ocellatum (epaulette shark), 445 nucleotides. RefSeq names its product RIIa domain-containing protein 1-like. Bases 17 to 322 code for a protein of 101 amino acids. Lineage: Eukaryota; Metazoa; Chordata; Chondrichthyes; Orectolobiformes; Hemiscylliidae. The record is from RefSeq and is a predicted model, not a curated record. The transcript has 4 exons.
UCCCCAGGCCAGCGAGAUGGCGGAUCCCCGCUCCCGCGUCCCUCCUCCUUACGGGACAGAAGCGUACGAUCUGGGUGCGCUCAAUGACGACCAGCAGCAGCGGCUCUAUCAGUUCAAGAUAAACACUCGAAUAGCCAAUGAAUAUUAUUUGAGGAACCAUCCAGAGGUGGAGUUGUUGCUGGGAGAGUUUAUGAGAUCUGUACUCCUGGAGCGACCGGACAACAUUCGGGAAUUUGCCUCCACUUACUACACAGAUGCAAGGCUGCCUGAAAAGAUCCAGAUGAUGGUGAAGGAGCGAGCGAGGGAGAUGGAUCAGUGUUGAGUACAUUCGUCACUUUGAGAGGGAGAGCUGUCCUACCAGGACAUGGGCUCUGAUCACUGUGGAUCUGAAAUAUAUUCUGCUGUAAUCUCAUUCCUGGAAUCAAUUAAACUUGUGUGUGCGUGA